CAUUAGCGAUGCGGACUCGCUCCUCCGCCCGGUAGUCCCGGACCCGGCAGCGGCGGGAGCGCGGCGAGCGGUGCUGCGGGAAGGACGCGCGACUCCGGCAGCGGCCGUGGCGGCGGCGGUCGCCCCGCCGUGGGAGGCUAUGGGGGCGCGUGCUGGCUCCCGGUGCCCGGCCAGCGGCGGCUCGGAGCGCCCUGCCCCGGGGCUGUAGGGAGCCGCCGUGGAUCAGUCACUCGCCGAAGACCUCCGGGACCCGCUUGUCUCGGUCCUCGGCUCGCCUUGCUUCUCCCGGGCGCCCGGGGCGUGGAAGAGGAGCCGGACUCCGAGCACGGCGAGGACCAUGGGGAGAGCGGCCGCCGCAGGAGGAGGUGCUGGAGGGGCGCGCCGGUGGCUCCCGUGGCUGGGGCUCUGCUUCUGGGCGGCGGGGGCUGCGGCUGCCCGAGGAAGUGACAAUGGCGAAGUCCUCCCGGAGUCCAUCCCCUCAGCUCCUGGGACGCUGCCUCACUUCAUCGAGGAGCCAGACGACGCUUACAUCAUCAAGAGUAACCCCAUCGCGCUGAGGUGCAAAGCAAGGCCAGCCAUGCAGAUAUUCUUCAAGUGCAAUGGCGAGUGGGUCCAUCAGAAUGAGCAUGUCUCUGAGGAGAGCCUGGACGAGAGUUCAGGCUUGAAGGUCCGGGAGGUGUUCAUCAACGUCACCAGGCAGCAGGUAGAGGAUUUCCAUGGGCCGGAGGACUACUGGUGCCAGUGCGUGGCCUGGAGCCACCUGGGGACCUCCAAAAGCAGGAAGGCCUCCGUGCGCAUAGCUUAUUUACGGAAAAACUUUGAACAAGAUCCACAGGGAAGGGAGGUUCCCAUUGAAGGCAUGAUAGUGCUGCAUUGCCGACCGCCCGAGGGAGUCCCUGCGGCUGAGGUGGAGUGGCUGAAGAAUGAGGAGCCCAUCGACUCCGAGCAAGACGAGAACAUUGACACCAGGGCUGACCACAACCUCAUCAUCCGGCAGGCGAGGCUCUCGGACUCAGGCAAUUACACCUGCAUGGCAGCCAACAUCGUGGCCAAGAGGAGGAGCCUGUCAGCCACCGUGGUGGUUUAUGUGAAUGGAGGCUGGUCUUCCUGGACAGAGUGGUCAGCCUGCAAUGUUCGCUGUGGUAGAGGAUGGCAGAAACGUUCCCGGACCUGCACCAACCCAGCUCCUCUCAAUGGUGGGGCCUUUUGUGAGGGAAUGUCAGUGCAGAAAAUAACCUGCACUUCUCUUUGUCCUGUGGAUGGGAGCUGGGAAGUGUGGAGCGAAUGGUCGGUCUGCAGCCCAGAGUGCGAGCAUUUGCGGAUUCGGGAGUGCACGGCCCCACCCCCAAGGAACGGGGGCAAGUUCUGUGAAGGGCUAAGCCAGGAAUCUGAAAACUGUACAGAUGGUCUCUGCAUUCUAGAUAAAAAACCUCUUCAUGAAAUAAAACCCCAAAGCAUUGAGAACGCCAGCGACAUUGCUCUGUACUCGGGCUUGGGUGCUGCCGUGGUGGCCGUUGCAGUCCUGGUCAUUGGCGUCACCCUUUACAGACGGAGCCAGAGUGACUAUGGCGUGGACGUCAUUGACUCUUCUGCAUUGACAGGUGGCUUCCAGACCUUCAACUUCAAAACGGUCCGUCAAGGUAACUCCCUGCUUUUGAAUUCCUCCAUGCAACCAGACCUCACAGUCAGCCGAACAUACAGCGGGCCCAUCUGCCUCCAGGACCCUCUGGACAAGGAACUCAUGACAGAGUCCUCACUCUUUAACCCUUUGUCCGACAUCAAAGUCAAAGUCCAGAGCUCAUUCAUGGUGUCCCUGGGUGUGUCUGAGAGAGCUGAAUACCAUGGCAAGAAUCAUUCCGGGACUUUUCCCCAUGGAAACAACCGCAGCUUUAGUACGAUGCAUCCCAGAAAUAAAACACCCUACAUCCAGAAUCUGUCAUCGCUCCCCACAAGGACAGAACUGAGGACCACUGGUGUCUUUGGCCACUUAGGAGGACGCUUAGUCAUGCCAAAUACAGGAGUGAGCCUACUCAUACCGCACGGCGCCAUCCCAGAAGAGAACUCUUGGGAGAUCUACAUGUCCAUCAACCAAGGUGAACCUAGCCUCCAGUCCGAUGGAUCCGAGGUGCUCCUGAGUCCUGAAGUCACCUGUGGCCCCCCAGACAUGAUCGUCACCACUCCCUUUGCACUGACCAUACCACACUGUGCGGACGUCAGUUCUGAGCACUGGAACAUCCAUUUAAAGAAGAGGACGCAGCAGGGCAAGUGGGAGGAAGUGAUGUCAGUGGAGGAUGAAUCCACAUCCUGCUACUGCCUUCUGGACCCCUUUGCAUGUCACGUGCUGCUCGACAGCUUCGGGACCUACGCCCUCACCGGGGAACCAAUCACAGACUGUGCCGUGAAGCAGCUCAAGGUGGCGGUUUUUGGCUGCAUGUCCUGUAACUCUCUGGAUUACAACUUGAGAGUCUACUGUGUGGACAAUACCCCUUGGGCAUUUCAGGAAGUGGUUUCAGAUGAAAGACACCAAGGUGGACAGCUACUGGAAGAGCCAAAGUUGCUGCAUUUCAAGGGGAACACCUUCAGUCUUCAGAUCUCGGUCCUUGAUAUUCCCCCAUUCCUCUGGAGAAUUAAACCAUUCACCGCAUGCCAGGAAGUCCCAUUCUCCCGCGUGUGGUGCAGUAACAGGCAGCCCCUGCACUGUGCCUUCUCCCUGGAGCGCUACACGCCCACCACCACCCAGCUGUCCUGCAAAAUCUGCAUCCGGCAGCUCAAAGGCCAUGAACAGAUCCUCCAAGUGCAGACGUCCAUCCUGGAGAGUGAAAGAGAAACCAUCACUUUCUUUGCACAAGAGGACAGCACUUUCCCUGCACAGACCGGCCCCAAAGCCUUCAAAAUCCCAUACUCCAUCAGACAGCGGAUUUGUGCCACUUUCGAUACCCCCAAUGCCAAAGGCAAGGACUGGCAGAUGUUAGCACAGAAAAACAGCAUCAACAGGAAUUUAUCUUAUUUUGCUACACAAAGCAGUCCAUCUGCUGUCAUUUUGAACCUGUGGGAAGCUCGUCAUCAGCACGAUGGUGAUCUUGACUCCCUGGCCUGUGCCCUUGAAGAGAUUGGGAGGACACACACGAAACUCUCAAACAUUACAGAAACCCAGCUCGAUGAAGCCGACUUCAACUACAGCAGGCAAAAUGGACUCUAGUCCACGACCGCUCAUGAGACAGUGACGGCCAGCUUCGGGACAUUUGCUUUAAAUGGGAAAGAGGCAGCUUUCUGCCCGGUGGCAUUUGGAGAAUUCAGCCUUCAUUUACAAUCAGUGCGAAUCCCUGGUUGAAAAAACUGAAUUUUAUAUAGGUAUAAUAUGUUCAUAGAGAAAAGUACAAGCUCUCUUCAAUAUAAGAGGGCUUUACUGUCUCAUCUGAGUCCACUUGGGUUAACACUUGAUGAACUUUCUUAGCUUUGGAGUGGGGAGGAUAAAAGUGAGGGCGUAGCUUGAGGAAAGUAACUGUGGGGGAAAGACGAGCCACGAUAAAGCCAGGAAGGCAGACAUUGAAUCCUGCAUGUUUUGAAACAGGUUUUUAAUGAUGUGCCCCAAAGGGCCAGCUGAUUCUGCUACCAGAUUGUCAGGGUUGUCUACCAACUGGCAUCCGUGAUGUCAGCAAUCAUUAUAAAACUGGCUUUGCGAAGUGAAACGGGGCUGCCAACCCAUUGUAGGACUUUGGUAACAUCAAGGAGGGCAUUUAGAAUCUAGACUCUGAGUCCAUCACACCAGCACCGAUUCCCUAUUUAUCUCAGCCACUUAAUGGAAACAAGAGGAGAAGGUAAGACAGACCAUGAACUAGUUCUUGCCACGUACACCACCUUCAUUUUCUUCUGGAGACCAAUCUACCCACCUUCUUUCUUCCCCUUCCUUACUCAGUUUCAGAGCAUAAUUAAACUCAAUAUGGAUAGUUACUUCUAAUUCAACAAAACAGAAUCCUCUAUUCCCAGCUUAGCCACUCAAAUUGCAGAGCGCUGUUAGAACGCAGCUCCAUGUGGAUUUGGAGGGGGCCGGGGCAGUCUAAUCGAGCCCAGGGAAAGACAGGGUCUGCAGAUGCCCUGGGCCUCAGAUAAGCUGUAAUUCUAGGAUAGAGGUAUUGACCCAGUCUCUAAACAUUGUUAUAAGGGGAUGAGGGCCUCUGCUCGACUUUUCAAUCCAGGUUCUUGAAACUUUCUAGCCUCUUGGUACUGCGUUUUCACAAAAUCUCUCCAUAGGGCUAUAGGGCAACCUCCUUUUGCCUCUUGGAAAAUGAACAGAUAGUCUUUGGUCUAAAUGAUAGGAGUAAAUAGAUGAGAGGGAUAGAUCUACCACAGUGUCCCAGAAACCACAUACAUUGUUCAGGAAGCUUUUGAGCUCUGAUUCCUCAGCCUCCCCAGGCAUGUUUUCUCUAUGGGACCAUGAACAUAGGACUGUUGCUCAAAGAUUCUUUUUAUUUUUUAUUUUUUAAAGAGCCAAUGAUAUUGUGGAAUAUGAAGUCCAUAGAGAAUUUGUGAACCCCAUCUUAACAUUUAAUCCAUCUUUUAUCCUAUUAAAUCAUUUUUGACAAGAUAUCCUGGUAGACUAAAGAGGCACAGAUAUGUUCCUGCUCAUCUUCUGGUGGAUGUUUUAAUUAGCUGUCCACAAUCAGGACAAGCAAGACCAAGGACCUAGAUUAACUACAAGGCUGAUCAGGUACUUAAAAGUUGGCUACAUUAGAAUAAAGUACAAUCAGGGAAUGGGGGAGUUGGGGAACACUUGGCAGUGGGGAUAUGGUCAGUUAAAAACAACAACAAUGGUUUUGUAAGUCCUGUGGUUAAAAAAAAAAAAAAAAAGGAAAGAAAGAAAGAAAAAAAAAUGUAAAUCUCCACCAAAGUAAAAAAGACCUAGAGAUAGGUAGAAUUCGUGAUACCAUGGGUAAGGCAUUAAGAACUCUUGAAUGUGUUAGCCAUUUUCUCUAACGUGUGGUAUAGAUGAUCCCCUAUACUGGAUGGAAGACUUUGCUACACGAAAUUCAAAAGCACCUUGCUUUUCUCAGGAACCAAAGGCAUAUUAUAUAGAAUAAACAGAUCCUCUUAGAACUGCGAGCAUAUUUUCAAAAUACCAUCUCUAGAUCAAGAAAAGACCCUUCUGUUUACAUGCUCUACUUGUUUAUUCCUUCUGGGGAACAACAAAGAGAAGGCAUGAGAGGGCAAAUAUUCAGACACCCUUGCUAACAUUUCUGGAAAAGCAAGAAGUUGAAGUAGAUGGUCAGUCACCCAAAAAGAAUUUGCAUUGAUUGUUUAAUAAUAACUUGUAGAAAACAUCUUGUUGAGCACUUUUGUCAGUUUCUAUCUUGGAGGAUUUUUGUUUUAAAACUAUCCUACCCUUUAUUCCUCUUCCCUUCUAAUUGGCCUUAUCAUUGCUUUAUAUAUUCUGUGAGUCCACACAGAUCCUUUUUGGAGCUGAUACGUUUUUAUAUCUUAAAUGAAAAAUCUUAAUGUUUUCCCUAGAAUCUAGAUUUUAAGAUAAGAGAUUAUCAUCAAUCCCUCAAGGUCUAGAAUUUCCUCCCAUGGAUUUUUUUUUUUUUUUUAAAAUCUGGGUGUUUAUAAAUGCCUGUGACCUUCAUACCAUAUUGAAUAACAAAGGAAGCAAAUUAACAUGAAUCACCGCUGACUUCAGCUCAAGGUUCAAAUAUACCCUUCAGUCCAUUUUGCUCCCUCUUUUCAUUUCUCUUAUUUCUGCUGGAAUUCUACAUGGGAUUCCUACACAAAUGUGUGAAAUUCUGUGGCCAUUGUAAGUCCGGAUCAUACUUCACACUAGAAUUCCAAAGAGAACCCAUGUUGGUGAGACGUACAGACACGGGGGAGCGUAGGAGUGUCAAGGAGGAACGGAGAUUACAGAUCAGAGAGAAUUCACUGACAUCUGAACUUUCGAUUAUUCGCUGCGACCUAAACCCUUGUUCUAUUUUAAUGUCUUCCCAUCAAAACACAGAUGCCCCUCUAGAAAGAGAUUUUUGCCCUAAUG
Messenger RNA from Mustela lutreola (European mink), 6019 nucleotides. RefSeq names its product unc-5 netrin receptor D (gene UNC5D). Lineage: Eukaryota; Metazoa; Chordata; Mammalia; Carnivora; Mustelidae. Gene Ontology annotation, molecular function: netrin receptor activity; protein binding. The record is from RefSeq and is a predicted model, not a curated record. The transcript is spliced from 17 exons. Bases 338 to 3199 code for a protein of 953 amino acids. Gene Ontology annotation, biological process: netrin-activated signaling pathway. Gene Ontology annotation, cellular component: membrane.